Gopherus evgoodei (Goodes thornscrub tortoise) is the source of this 2732-nucleotide messenger RNA. RefSeq names its product synaptoporin (gene SYNPR). The transcript has 7 exons. The record is from RefSeq and is a predicted model, not a curated record. Bases 176 to 1162 code for a protein of 328 amino acids. Lineage: Eukaryota; Metazoa; Chordata; Testudines; Testudinidae. Gene Ontology annotation, cellular component: synaptic vesicle membrane; synaptic vesicle.
GGGAGCGCAGCGCCCAGCUCCAGCCCGGCUCCUGGGUGGCUUCUCCGGGCGCGCAGCGGUGCCGGCACCGCGUCUCCAAGCGGCCUCUGCGCGCAGCGGCGCCUGGGCGCUUUGACGCGCUAGCCGGGGAGGGCAGUGAACUUUGGGGGUCGCGGGCGGAGGCGGCGGAGCAGCGAUGGAGGCGGUGAACCAGCUCGCCUCCACGGGCACUUUCCGGGCGGUGAAGGAGCCGCUGGCUUUCCUGCGGGUGCUGGAAUGGAAAACCCAUACAGGCAGAGAAGCAUGCGGUGCUCUUCCUGCAGACUUGCUGGGUGUUUCGGCUCCAUCCUGCGCUCAGCAGCCAGUCCUUCCUGAGGGACCUCUUUUUGCGAUCUUUGCAUUUGCAACAUGUGGUGGUUAUUCUGGAGGCCUGCGGCUCAGCGUGGACUGUGCAAACAAGUCAGAGAGUGACCUCAGCAUUGAUGUAGCCUUUGCCUAUCCUUUCAGGUUGCAUCAGGUGAAUUUUGAUGCUCCCACCUGCGAAGGCAAACGACGAGAAACGCUCUCGCUAAUAGGGGACUUCUCUUCUUCUGCGGAAUUCUUCGUCACUAUCGCAGUCUUUGCCUUCCUCUAUUCUUUGGCAGCCACCGUUGUUUACAUUUUCUUCCAGAACAAAUAUUGUGAAAACAACAGGGGGCCUUUAAUUGACUUCAUUGUGACAGUGGUCUUCUCCUUCUUGUGGCUGGUGGGUUCGUCUGCUUGGGCAAAGGGACUGUCUGAUGUAAAGAUUGCUACUGAUCCAGACGAAGUGCUAUUACUGAUGUCGGCUUGCAAACAGCAGUCUAACAAAUGCAUGCCUGUGCGCAGCCCCGUUAUGUCAAGCUUAAACACUUCAGUUGUCUUUGGAUUCUUGAACUUUAUUCUCUGGGCAGGAAAUAUUUGGUUUGUUUUUAAGGAAACUGGGUGGCAUUCCUCGGGCCAGAGGUACCCUCCAGACACCAUGGAGAAACAAUCAAGCAGCUAUAACCAAGGUGGCUAUAAUCAAGACAACUAUGGCCCAACUGGAGGAUAUAACCAACCUGCAGGCUUUGGCCAACAAGCUAACUAUGGCCAGGUGGGUGAAUAUGGCCAGCAGCAGAGCUAUAGUCAAAGUGGGCCCACCUCAUUUGCCAAUCAAAUUUAGCAUUCAUAGAGUUUGCAUUCUUAUACCCCUUAUAUGUAGACAGUGUAACAACACUGGGUUUCAGUGGCACCAGAUUUGUAAAGAAAGUUUAAAUAAAGUAAUACUCCAUGAGAGUAUGUAAUGUAAAUCAAAGAUCAGAUGAUAUCUAUUGAAGCAGAUGGUGGUGGCUAGUUUGUUAUUUUUGUCACUAGACAACUGAUGAUGAUGUAUUCAUCACAGGUGGUGAAUUGGAGUAAGUAUUGUUGUAUGUAUUGUAUAGAUAACUUUAUGGUAGUUUGUAUAUGUACUAAAAUGGUAGAAGCAUUUUGUAGCCUCAAGUCUGUAGUAUGUAAUAUGCAUAACAUAAUGAAGUAGAAUGGAAUUUUUCUUCUGCAUUUUGGUGAAAAAGAGAAGUGUUUUAUUCUGAUUUCUAAAGAUUAUUCAGUAUAUCACGAUGCAUGUAACAUUGUUCCCAAAUUUUCAAGACUGCCUCUUUGUGACGCUUUUAGAGCAUUUGUUCUUAGUAUAUUUUUUCCAGAGGAUUUUUUUAAUUAUUAUUUUGAUUAACCAAUUCCCAUGUGACUCAGUGCAUGAAUAAGCAGUUUCACACCAACAGAAUGUUUUGGACCCUGUAUAUGGAAUUUUUCAAUUUCUGCCACUACUUUUUUUUAUUAAAUGUAUGUUUAAGAAAACGUAUGUAUAUUUUAUAUAUUUUGCAGAGUUGGGUAUAUGGCUUACCCAAGUUCUGAAUGCUUUGUAACUAAAUUUUUUCCUUGAAAGAGCAUUCAGUAGCAUAAACAGUACCUGACCAAUGUUUAUUUCUGUUAACUAGGCUAAGUAUUCAUUCUAUAAAUCACUAUUUCUAUUGAUGUUUUGUGAAACUUUUAAUGUGAGCUGUGAAAACUAAGGACCAAGUAACUGUGUUAUAUGUUUACAAAGGUAUUUAUUUAAUUAGGAUAACAGAGGUGCAGAUAUCAGUAACCAAAACCAUGUGAAAAUAUGCCAUGUUGCAUGUGUAAUUUUAACAGAACAUGGCAACGACAUAGACUGUUGUUAGUCAUCAUUAUAAAGCGUAAUUAUUCCUUUAUUCCGGAUGGAAAUAUUUCAAUCUAUGCUAUUUGAAAAUCAUUAAAUGACCGUUCUAUUCCAUCAUUAUGGUGAAUGCUGAUUUUGAAUAACAGUUUUGGUGCUAUCAGGAAAUGUUAGGAAGAUGGCAAAAUCUAAAAAAACUCAUCUUAAAAUAUAUAAAGGCCAGAUUCCUAGCAGGUGUAAAUUGGCAUUGCUUCACUGAAGAUUUGGACUUUGCUUCUUACAGUACACAGGAUUCUGUGUAGCCAAAAGGGUCACCUUAAAUUCGCUUUUCUUACUCAGUUUGAAGCCUGAAACACAGCAUCAUAAUUGAAACUGAUCAUCUGCAUUUCUAAAUAAAAGUGUAUCCGUCUAUAAUAUUGUAUGAGCUGUAUGUAAAGCAUCUUAGCAUAAAACAACAUAGUCUUAUAUGAUUGUUGUAACCAAUUUAUGGCUACUCAGUGGAUGGAUCUAUAUUGUGAUAUCUAUUUGACCCUAAUAAAGUUAUUGCAUACAAUGUACA